AUGCAUUUUCCAACAGCUACUACCGUCCUCGCGCUCGUAUUCCUACACACGCCCUCCACGCUCGCCCAAUGCGAAGCCCCCGUCCCCUGCCAGGACCCCGUCCUCAACGCGCUCCAAUCUUCCGACUGCCAAACCUACCACGCCUUCCUCGCGCGGGGCUCCGACUCCGGCUACCCAGGCCAUCUCGGCUCGCUCAUCCGCCUCGUGUGCGAAACGCUCACGGGCAAUCCGCACCCAGAUACGGAUCCCGAUGCGUCGGAUGUAUCGUGCGGAUAUGAGAAUAUUGUGUAUCCGGCGAACAGCACGUACGCGGGGCAGGAGAUGUGGUGUUUGAGCGCGGCGAAGGGGGCCAAUGCGGGCCAGCUGCAGAUGAAGGAGUACGCGGAGCGGUGUCCGCAGAGCAAGUUGAUUCUGCUGGGGUUCUCGCAGGGAGGGAGCGUCGCGUUGGAUGUGCUAGGUGGAGGCGGAGGCCCGGCGUUUGAGUGCGUGCAAGCUGAUAAUCCGGCUAUGGACCCGGAAACAUCACCGGGGUCGAAUAUUGUUGCAGCAGCCAUCUUCGGCGCCGUCCGCCGCACCGCCAACCAACCCUACACCGUCAAAGGCGGCAAGGACUACAACGGCACCGACCCACGCAACGGCACGCAACUCGACGGCCUCAACGCGUUCGCCGACAAGGGCCUCCUGCGCGAGUGGUGCAAUAUCGGGGAUCCGAUUUGUGCCGUGGGCAGCUCGCCCGUCGAUGUCGAGCAGCAUUUGAAUUACUUUAAGCUGUAUGAUCAGGAGGCGGCGCAGUGGCUGGUUAGGACGGCGACGGGUAACGAGACCGUGGUGGUUAGUGUGACAAGUAGUAGGGUGCCGACGAAGACGCCAACGGGGACUAAGACUGGGGCGGCGAGGGCGACUGCGACGGGGAGGGGAGGUGCGGAUGGGGGUGCGGACACGCAGGGGAAUCAGGUGCAGGAUAAGGAGGGAGGUGCAGGAGCGGUGGCGGCGAUGGGGUAUAUCGUCGUGGGUAUUGUUGGCAUGGUUGUAGCACUGUUGUAA
This is a messenger RNA of Trematosphaeria pertusa, 1044 nucleotides long. Its product is annotated as carbohydrate esterase family 5 protein. The record is from RefSeq and is a predicted model, not a curated record. NCBI's taxonomy places the organism in Eukaryota, Fungi, Ascomycota, Dothideomycetes, Pleosporales, Trematosphaeriaceae. Gene Ontology annotation, molecular function: hydrolase activity. The coding region runs from base 1 to 1044 and encodes 347 amino acids. The transcript is spliced from 2 exons.